Molecule: messenger RNA, 3186 nt
Organism: Cololabis saira (Pacific saury)
Lineage: Eukaryota; Metazoa; Chordata; Actinopteri; Beloniformes; Belonidae
Gene: shmt2
Product: serine hydroxymethyltransferase 2 (mitochondrial)
Exons: 12
Coding region: 74-1573 (499 amino acids)
Biological process (GO): folic acid metabolic process; tetrahydrofolate interconversion; protein homotetramerization
Cellular component (GO): nucleus; BRISC complex; mitochondrial matrix
Molecular function (GO): pyridoxal phosphate binding; mRNA regulatory element binding translation repressor activity; serine binding
Source: RefSeq, a predicted model, not a curated record
UCCGCUGCCACAGCUUCAAACUGCCUCAGUCUCAUCCACAGCGUGCUGCUGCUGCUGCUGCUGCCCCUUAAACAUGCUGUCCUUCGCUCUGAAGCAACUCACACGGCCGCUAUGCCAGCGGGCCCCUGUCCGGCUCAGUGUACGUCUCCAGCACGCUGCCACUCGUGUCGUGGAUGAAGAUCGUCCUUGGACUGGGCAGGACAGUCUGGCUGAGGAUGACCCCGAAAUGUGGGCUCUGCUGCAGAAGGAGAAGGACAGGCAGUGCCGUGGUCUGGAGCUCAUUGCAUCUGAGAAUUUCUGCAGCCGAGCAGCUCUGGAAGCUCAGGGCUCCUGUCUGAACAACAAAUACUCUGAAGGCUACCCAGGGAGACGGUACUAUGGUGGUGCAGAAGUGGUCGACCAAAUCGAGCUGCUUUGUCAAAAGCGAGCACUGGACGCCUUUGACCUGGACCCAGAGAAGUGGGGUGUCAACGUCCAGCCGUACUCUGGCUCUCCUGCUAACUUUGCGGUCUACACGGCCGUGCUCAAACCCCAUGACCGCAUCAUGGGCCUGGACCUUCCUGAUGGAGGACACCUGACCCAUGGUUACAUGUCUGAUGUGAAGAGGAUCUCUGCGACAUCCAUUUAUUUUGAGUCCAUGCCCUACAAGUUAAAUGCUGCAACAGGACUCAUAGACUACGACCAGAUGGAGAUGACGGCCAAGCUGUUCCGGCCCAAGCUCAUCAUCGCUGGCACCAGUGCCUAUGCCCGCCUCAUUGACUAUGCCCGCAUCAAGAAGCUAUGCACCGACAUCAAUGCCUACCUGCUUGCUGACAUGGCUCACAUCAGCGGGCUGGUGGCGGGCAGAGCCGUCCCCACGCCCUUCGAGCACGCUGACCUGGUCACCUCCACCACUCACAAGUCCCUGCGAGGAGCCAGGGCUGGCCUCAUCUUCUACCGUAAAGGUCUUCGCUCAGUGGACAAGAAGGGAAAGGAAAUCAUGUACGACCUUGAGGACAAAGUCAACUUCUCAGUUUUCCCCUCGCUGCAGGGUGGACCUCACAACCACGCCAUCGCUGGCGUUGCUGUGGCGCUUAGACAGGCACAGUCUCCGAUGUUCAAGGAAUACAUUUCCCAGGUACUGAGGAAUGCCAAGACCAUGGCUGGAGCUCUUCUCAGCAAAGGCUACACACUAGUAUCAGGUGGGACCGACAACCACCUGGUCUUGGUGGACCUGCGGCCCAAGGGCAUCGACGGGGCCCGAGCUGAGAGGGUGUUGGAGCUCGUCUCAAUCACCGCCAAUAAGAACACCUGCCCCGGGGACAAGAGCGCCCUGACCCCCGGCGGUCUCCGGCUCGGUGCUCCAGCUCUGACCUCCAGACAAUUUAAAGAAGAUGACUUUGUGCAAGUUGUUGAGUUUAUGGACGAAGGCUUCAAGAUUGCCUUGGAUGUGAAGAAGAAGACAGGAAAGCUCCAGAACUUCAAGGACUUCCUGCUCCAGGACCCAGAGACGGUGGCUCGCAUCGCCGACCUGCGGCACCGCGUCGAGGCGUUCGCCAGGCCGUUCCCCAUGCCCGGGUUCAAAGACCAUUAGGACGGCUGAUCAGUAACAGCCCGGUGGCAGAGAUGGAAAAAAUGUCAUGGUACUGAAAUGUAUUUGCUGCCUGUAAAUUAAGAUUCUUCAAGUUCAUCUUUUGCCAAUCAGAUCCAGGAAUCCACUUUUUUUCUCUUUUUUUUUUCUUUUGUUUAUAUACAUGUUUGCUGUCAACUCAUCAGUCUAUUCAUGGAGCAUCACAUUCUCCAGCUUGAGAUAAAUAAUAAAAUAACAUGACAUUUGACAGAUUUUUGUGGAGCAGAAGAAUUAAGGGUCUGUGAUGUUUUAAGAGCGUCGUCAGCUGUCUUCACACCGUUCGCGCAACACAAGUGUGAGGGAAAAGAAACUGACAAACAAGGACCAGCAGCUGGUGUCUCAGUCUCCGAUUUAAUAAGUGAAAACCGCGUUGCUGAAAAAUACACACAGAGUCUUAAUUAAGUGAAUAUCUUUAGCAUUGCUUAUAUGUUUUAUCAUAUUCAUUGUGCGUUGUACUUUAAUUUCCUGGUUUUGAAACCAAGCACAAAGAGAGGCGACAUGAUAAGGAGCUUUAUGUCCGGUAACAAUGUGUUGGUUUCUUUUUGGAGGGCUAUUUUUGUUAAAAAAAAUAUAUAAAAUUGGACAUUACCGGUAACUAAAACUGUUAAAGUAAUAUUUUUCUAAGAUAAAACUGAUUUAAGCUGCUUUUCUCCAGCGUGGAAGGGUCCAAGUCGAAUUAUAUAGAAGGUUGACUGAAUUAUAUCUUCAUAUAUUAUAGUUUAAUAAAGCAACACAACCAUUUGUGCUUAGAUUGUUUAAAACUACAUUUCACAGAGUAGAAAUUAACUUGAAUUUAUAUAUAAGAUGGCACUGUCAUGUGUCAUUUAUUUAAUUAAGGAUGUUCUUUUUCCUUCGACACUUUAUUUCAUAGUGUAGAUGUCAGAUUGUAAUAACUCUUUAUUUUGCUAUGACAAACAUUUAAAUAGAUACACACAUGGAAUAACAAAAAUACAGUGUAAUUAUUCCUAUUUUCCUCAGUUUGUUUACAAAGAGUACAUACUUUUUCUACAUGUAGUUUCAAAACAAACUAUACAGCUGCCAUCAUGUCAUAUAUAUCUUAGCAUUUCCAGUAUCUUGCUAAUUUAAUAGUUUGACAUAAGGAGAAAAAAAUUACAGCAAAAAUUUUAAAAGUGGACCAGUCUCUGAUUUAUGCCUGUGUGUGUUUGUUUUUUAUUCAUAAAUCCAGUGUUGUUCAGUGAUUAAAACAGUGAAGUAGUUUGAGUUGAUGAAAUAUUUUGUAUUUGUUUUGUGGUCUGGAUCACAGAUAUGAAGAAACAGGUCUAUGAAACGGCACUACUCAGAAAUAAGUGUUAAAAAUAUAUAGUUCUUUCUUACUUUUCACAAAACACAGUUUUUUAACUCAACAAUUACAAAUACUUUAUCCAUAUGACAAUUUUCAAAACAUUUUUGCCAAAAUGUACCAGCAAGUAUUUUGCUAUAAUGUUUACUAAUCUAUCGUUGAUCUGUUGUCAUCUUUGACUUAUCAACCAAUGUACACUGAAAGAGUUAACUCAUUUUCUUUUACAGAAUCUUUUUAAUAAUUUGCAGUCUUAAUGAAAUAAAAUCAUCCAAAUAUU